AUGGACGAGUAUCUCGGACUUUCGCCAGAUCACCCUCAAUCAUAUCACUAUUUCAUGCACAAACACUUGUUUGAUCACGUCAAUUUUCGCCCGGAGAACAUCAACAUCCUUAACGGGCUUGCCGAGGACGUCGAAGCUGAAUGUGCCCAGUACGAGGCCAAGAUCAAAUCUUAUGGUGGAAUCCAGCUCUUUAUGGGUGGACUCGGUCCAGAAGGUCAUAUCGCGUUUAACGAGGCUGGUUCUACCAGAGACUCAAUUACCCGUAAAGUGUCGUUGGUUCAGAGCACGAUAGCUGCCAACUCUCGUUUCUUCGAGAACGAUGAGUCCAAGGUGCCAAAAUUCGCACUUUCUGUUGGAAUUUCAACUGUGCUGGAUAAUUCAGCCGAGGUGGCCAUCAUUGUUUUGGGAAAAAAUAAGCAGAAGGCAUUGAGCGAGACGAUAAGGCACCCGGUUGAUUCGGCUUUUCCUUCAACGUACCUCCAGACUCACGGGAACGUGUUGAUCGUUGCUGAUUUCGAGGCCGUUGAGAGUUUCCAGUCGAAGUUGUAA
Molecule: messenger RNA, 549 nt
Organism: Kuraishia capsulata CBS 1993
Lineage: Eukaryota; Fungi; Ascomycota; Pichiomycetes; Pichiales; Pichiaceae
Exons: 1
Coding region: 1-549 (182 amino acids)
Biological process (GO): N-acetylglucosamine catabolic process; carbohydrate metabolic process; N-acetylneuraminate catabolic process
Cellular component (GO): cytoplasm
Molecular function (GO): glucosamine-6-phosphate deaminase activity; identical protein binding
Source: RefSeq, a predicted model, not a curated record